Messenger RNA from Asterias rubens (European starfish), 468 nucleotides. Its product is annotated as prokineticin receptor 2-like. NCBI's taxonomy places the organism in Eukaryota, Metazoa, Echinodermata, Asteroidea, Forcipulatida, Asteriidae. The record is from RefSeq and is a predicted model, not a curated record. Gene Ontology annotation, biological process: G protein-coupled receptor signaling pathway. The transcript has a single exon. Gene Ontology annotation, cellular component: neuron projection; plasma membrane. Gene Ontology annotation, molecular function: neuropeptide Y receptor activity; neuropeptide binding. Bases 1 to 468 code for a protein of 155 amino acids.
AUGGCGUAUGAGAUUUUUGGAUUCCAGGGGAUAAACCCCAACUUGUCCGAGUCCCCAGUCCCCCCAUUUGACGUGUAUCAGAUGUAUAACUAUGAGUACGAAUCGUACUACAACAACUCUAUCGUGCUGGAGCCCAACCCGGUAUUUCCACGGGUUCACAUUGCGGCCAAGAUUCUCGUGGGUGUGAGUUUUUCUCUCAUGAUAAGCGUCUGCGGGAUCGGCAAUCUUCUACUCUGCUACGUCAUCUAUCGCUUCAGACGCAUGCGCACGACAACCAACCUACUGAUCGGAAACUUGGCAUUGUCGGAUUUCCUGGUGGCGGUGAUCUGUGCACCUUUUAACUUUUAUUUCUACGUGUUUCAGAACUGGCCUUUCGGAAGUGCGUUGUGCGCAGCCGUUGGGUAUCUGAAAAUCACUUCUUUGUACGUCUCUACCAACUCUCUCCUGGCCAUUGCAAUUGACAGGUAA